This is a messenger RNA of Triticum urartu, 558 nucleotides long. RefSeq lists its product as uncharacterized. NCBI's taxonomy places the organism in Eukaryota, Viridiplantae, Streptophyta, Magnoliopsida, Poales, Poaceae. The record is from RefSeq and is a predicted model, not a curated record.
AGGAAGCCAAGAAGCAAGCAGAACUGCAUCCCAAUCCAAUCCAUCCCAAUCCAACCUGAUCCAAUCCAAGAUCGUCGUGGUCCUUCUGAAAAGUGUCGGUCGAAGCGGAUCAUAGCUUGCUAGGCGAUGGCCCCGAGCGCGUCGAUGCUGUUCCUGAGCUACCACCAGCUCCACCACGGCCCCGCCGACGCGCCACACGGCAAGGACGGCGCCGGCGCCGGCACCGGCGGCUUCAGGUUCGGCCUUGGCAAUGUCUUCUUCUCCCUCGGCGUCCUGGCGCCGAAGCGGCGGGAUGCGGCGGGGCACGAAGGGAAGGAGAGGCCGCGUCGGGCCGGCGGCGAGGAGGAGGAGGAGGAUGAGCCCGCCACGCUGGCGAGCAAGUUCGACGAGGCCGUGCGGCUCAGCUGCUGGUCGUCCUGAAGCCUAUCUUAAUGAAUUUCCGCGUGCUCCUGUAGCUUCUGCCUCUUUGGCCGUUCAAUCAUGUGCCGUGCCGAUCGUUGACAAUGGCAGCAUAUGUGUAGAUAAAAUGUGACUGUGCAUAUGAAUUUCCCUUCUUUC